Messenger RNA from Trichoderma aggressivum f. europaeum, 5340 nucleotides. RefSeq lists its product as uncharacterized. The coding region runs from base 1 to 5340 and encodes 1779 amino acids. The transcript is spliced from 9 exons. The record is from RefSeq and is a predicted model, not a curated record. Gene Ontology annotation, molecular function: protein binding. Lineage: Eukaryota; Fungi; Ascomycota; Sordariomycetes; Hypocreales; Hypocreaceae.
AUGGAAUUGGGCGAAGUUGAACAUGAUGUUUCAGCGAGCAGCGAUAGCGACACAAACUUGGAUGAAAGACUUAUAAACAAAGCUAUAGAGCCACCCUCGGAUGGGAAUCAAAACAUCAAUACGCCAGUCACUUAUGUAGUGCAUUUUACCGUCCUGCGUCCAAUAGAUGAUAGACACAAACUCUCAGAGUUCUUUCCUUUGAUGGAUGAAAUAGAGAGGAAGGAGCUUGUGUUCCAGAGUGAUCUCUCUAACUUCCUAGCGGGAGACCUCAUUGAAGAGUUCGUUCAACAAGAAGCACUGCGUCUUCUUCGUGAUGUAUUAGCUGCAACACAACUGGGCACCCAGGAUACAAGGAAAGCCAUCGUCUUCGUGGCUUAUGAUCUAGGUGCUCUCGUAGUCAAACAGGCCCUCUCCAUUGCUGCGGGAUUCCGGAAUAAAUAUUCCAGCAUCUUUUGGAACACGUCGACAGUGAUCUUCUCCGGUUGUCCGCAGCGGAGCAAGGAUAUACCGAGAAUGACAUCGACACUCUGGAAGUUUCUGUCAGGAGUAUUAGAUGACACCUCACAUCGUCUCCUCGCAGUAGAACUAGCCACCGUAGAGAAUCUUGCAGAUAUAACAAUUCAGACUAGCGAGGCCUUUAUUGGUUCCAAGAUUGCCCUACGCGCCUGCAUCAUACAUCUCUGUGCGGGGGAAGACGAGGGAGGAAUGAUACAUUCUAGUAUGGAUGCUUUUACUGCAACAAUGGGACUGCUUUCAGAAACUGCAAUCCAGGAACAGAGCAAGAACGAUUUGGCAUCACGAUUUCCGGGUUUAAGCAGCACGGUUGCUCAUAAAAUGCAGACCCCUCCACGAAUAUCGCAACUUGACCCUAGAGAAGUUGCUACACUUCAACCAGCUCUGGACGCACAAGAACACGUAAACUGGGACAGCUCUCGAGAUUCACAGAUCUUGUACCUCCAAGGACAUUCUCGACGUCUUAUACACAGCGUAGCUGAUCAAGUCAUGCGCAACGGCAUAGCCAAACUUCGAAAGGGAGAAGACUAUAGCUUCUCAUCCUAUUUGUACUUCUGCUUUGACUCGCGAGACCCCCAACGGCGUUCUAUCCCUGACAUGAUGAACUCCAUUCUAGUCCAAAUAAUUUCUGACAAUCAAACACUUACCAUCAAUGAAGAAUUCCAUUUUCUCCAAAAUUUGUAUCUCAUGGGCUGCGGAUGGACUGAUAAGUCAAGUAUCUCAUUAUUCAAAGCAUUUUGGGCUUCUUUCUUCAAUUACAAAGUCACUAUCAUUUUGUAUGAUUUUGACGAAUGCGACAGGGAUAGUCGAAGGAAAUUCUUAGAAUGCUAUUCGACCCUAGCGAAUAAGAUGGAAUGUCCGCUUAAGUUGUUGAUAACGUCACGGGAGCCAAAUGCUUUGGCGGUUGAGCUUGAACGGUGGCCCAGACUUGACAUCAACGCUUAUAUCCCCGACAAUUCAUCCGAGACCCAAAGCCUGGCAGCUGAUUCUAUUCGAUUCUGCCCCAACGAUGAUAGGAGACGAGAAAUACAGGAGCACUUGCACAGACUUUCCACCAUGGGGUCAACUACCCUGGAUACUAUAAUGAUGUUUCUUUUUGAUCAUACAGGCUGGCCACAUAACCCAUCUGGUCGCACUCUGUAUGAGUUCAUACGCCUCCUAUCACUGAUCUCUCCAUAUGAUACACCCAAACAAGCCCUGGACAAGAUUCUCAAAGCAGACAAACAGUCUGACCAACUUCGUUGGGCUUUGAGCUGGCUACUGUGGAGCUAUCGUCCCCUAAGCUUUAAAGAGCUUGUCACAGCUGUAGAGUACUAUAACAAUUCCAAUGACGCCGGGCCAGAGCCUUCAGUGCAGCAUGUUUCAACCCAGACUUCGAUGGAGGCUGGAAGACAACUGAGACACUGGCUUCGUAUGCUCAUUGACUUGAGAGACGGCCAAGUAGCCAUCCGUGCUGACAUUAUGAGCCUUUUCAUUGACAACACAGACGACGAAUCCUACAUAUGGAAUGAAGUUGCUGAUGAGGCGCAUCAAAAAUUGGCCGAGUUCUGUUUUGCCUAUCUAAAGUCAGAUAAUUCGGUUGUGACGCUCAGUAAGAUCGUUCUCCAGCACGAACUCACAAUCCAAGAACAACAACAGCGAUUCAAAGUAGUCACAUCGGUUCUCCCAAAAGAUCAAGGACUCUUUCUCUACGCAGUACAGGCGCUGCCUUAUCAUCUCUCCAAAUGCUCAUCUGACUAUCGUGCACAAGCUCUAUCGUUCUUCUUCCAUAAAUCAACCGCAACUAUCUCGACACUUUGGGCGAAGCUUUAUUGGGCGAUGAGCAACCCCCUAUCCCGGACAUCAAUACCCCCUGAAUCAGCGUUAUCAGUUUGUGUCGGCUUUGGCUUUCUUAGCUGUGAAAAGUUGAACACUGAAACCGAAAAAAUGCGGGUACAAUGUAUGUGCUCAGCCAUCAUCGGCGGCAGGGGUAGCGAGGUGCUGAAUCUCUUUCGACCAAGAGCGCUCUCGGUCUCCGCAUGUAUGGAGCUUCUGCUCUCAGCCCUUCAAGCGAAUGACCAGACUGUGGCAUUAGACAUAGUACAGGGUGUGCUUUCUCACUCUGAGUGGAAUAAUGUUGAACAAAGCUGGCCCCGCUUUGCAAUAUGGGCAGCCGUAUGGUUGAACAUGGUAGACCUUACAAAAGCACUUCUUAACAAUGGCGUAGGUGUCAACAUUACGUCAAGUGUCGAGCCAAUGAUAGGGUAUUAUCCUUCAAUUCUCUAUAUGGCAUCUUUUCUGAACCAUCCUGCCAUUGUUGAGACUCUACUUGCUCGAGGUGCAACCUCAGAAGCACCACUAUCAACCAAGUAUGGAUGCUUCCAAGUUGCGGCAUACCGGGGCCAUGUUGAUGUGAUUCAAAAGUAUCUCAAUCAUGACUCUUCAUAUAUAAGAGACAAAAAGCCAUGUACCGCUCUGUGGGCUGCCUCUGAAUGGGGUUGCUGGUAUUCUAUAAGCGCACUCGUUGAUGCGGGCGCAGAUGUUAACGAAGUACAGAAUGAUAUUGACCCCUCGACGCCCUUGACCACUGCGUGUCUUAUGGGCUAUCCAAAAACUAUAGAGACGCUUUUGGCCAGAGGUGCCGAUGUUAACGCCACAGGUGUCUCCGGAAUGAAUCCCGGGCUCUGGUAUCCUGUAGUCAAUGACCCCGACAUGGAGUGCGUCCGGGUUAUGCUCAGAUAUAACGCCGAUCCUAAUCACCCCGACUUCAAACCCCCGCUAUUGGUCCAGAUGGCAUACUCUGACCAUGAAACCUCACGUCUUCUCUCUAUCUGUAACGCUCUACUCGCUGGGAUCCGGCCCAUUAAUCUUAAUGCAACAGAUGACAGCGGGCAGACAGCUCUCAUAACAGCAUCGCGGUAUGGCAAGCUGGAUCUGGUCCAAUGGCUGCUGAAAAGUGGUGCCGAUAUUGACAUUUUGGAUGACAAGGAGAAAUCUGCCUUGUAUUACUCCAUUGAAGGGGGUUACGUGGACGUCGUCGCUGCUCUACUCAAGGGAAGAGCACAAAUCGACGCAGCCCACGCUUCUGGUGAACCGCCUCUCCUUUUCAAUGCUCUUUCUCAUCCCAAGAUUGUACGACUCCUUUUGGAAUCCGGCGCAGAUGUCAACCUCACCAACAACUACGGCAACGCAGCCAUUAAUAGAGCCUCAACAUACGGUAGAGUGGAAGUUGCCAAGAUACUCAUAGAGAAAGGCGCAGACAUCAAUCACAAGGAUAGUGACGGUUGGGCGCCCAUAUUUGAUGCAGUGUCCUACUCCCCCAAUAUUUCCCUCACACGGCUUCUGGCUGAGAAUGGGGCACAAUUGGAUGGCACACUCUACGGCGAGACACUUUUACACCUAGCACUUGGUCAGGAUCUUGAAUUUCUUAAAACUCUACUUGAGUUCCGCAAAGGUAUCAAAAUUGAUGCUCUUAACAGCUCCGGGAUUACUGCAAUGCAUAGUGCCGUUGACCGAAGCGAUGUUCAAUACUUAAAUGCACUCAUCAGGGCAGGUGCCGAUAUAAAUGUGCGGGACACCAAAGGUGAGACUCCAUUGCAUAGAGCUGCUAAAAAAACCAAGUCCCUUGAUCACCUGAGGCUUCUUCUAUCUCAGCCGGAUAUCGAUAUAGACAACAUUUCCUCGACAUGGGGUAGUCCACUUUGUAUUGCCGCGCGAUGCACCAACGUCGAAGGCGUGCGGGCCUUGCUUGACGUUGGUGCCGAUUUGAACAUCGCCAUACCGAACAUUCUUUAUUCGACACCCUUGAUGUCGGUUCUUGGUACACAUGGUCGAAGCACAAGGAACGAAGAGAUCCCGAAAAUAGACGCCAUUGCUCGCAUGUUCGCCCUCAAUCCCUCCAACAAGGCAAAUAUUAAACAAAGAGUUACCGGCAGCGUUUUUUAUACAGCUCUUUCAGCCGCAUGCCGUUCCGCCAGCCCUGCUACACUCAAAUUUUUGAUUGAAGAAGGCGCCGAAGUUCACACAGUAGAUCCGGUCUCGGGGAGGUUACCCCUUCAUUUCGCCGCCACUAACGGUUUGGACAAUUUCCAAGCACUUGUUCUUUCCUAUCGCGGUGACUUGAUGGUCUCGGAUAAAGAGCAGAAGAACUGCCUUCAUUGGGCAGCUCAAUUUGGGAAUCUCAGGACUGUCCAAUUCAUCAUCUCACGACUCAAAGAUGAAAAGAGACUAGAGCGCUACGUUAAUCAAACUGACAGCGACGGUUGGACACCACUUUGCUGGGCGGCGCGUCCCAAUGAUCGCGGCUGGGCGAACGCUAUGUGCUCGGAGAAGCCAGACUUUGCAGGCGUUGUAAGGACACUGCUCCUGAAUGGAGCACAACGAGACGUGUUGUGUACGCUGGGGAAUGGAACACACAUUGAGAAGCUCACGCCGCUUGAUCUGGCUCGGCGGUGCGACGCGGGUGAUAAUAUCAUCAGAAUGAUUCAGUAUGGUGUAGAUGAUCGGGCCGAAGACGAGAUGCAGAAUGGGACUAUUGCUGAAGGGCCACCUGUUUUCGGCAUGGCGUUCAAGUGUAAUACUUGUGAUGACUACGGCGUCUGUACAAAGUGCCUACCUCACGUAAAUACAUUACACACAAAAUCGACACAAGGGGAUGAUAAGGAACACCAGUUCGAGCAGAUAACUGAGUUUCAUGCAUAUCGAGAUAUGGCCAGCGGGAAGGGAGGGGAUGGAGAUGGACCAGGGCUUGAUGAGCAAGUUACGGGUAAUAAUGGAGAUGAAGACGCAGGAGAUGCUUCACCAGAAAGGGAAGAAGAAAUUCUGGAUUUGGAUGAUAUCGACAUUUGA